This is a messenger RNA of Lucilia cuprina (Australian sheep blowfly), 630 nucleotides long. Its product is annotated as transmembrane protein 14 homolog. The record is from RefSeq and is a predicted model, not a curated record. Gene Ontology annotation, cellular component: mitochondrial membrane. NCBI's taxonomy places the organism in Eukaryota, Metazoa, Arthropoda, Insecta, Diptera, Calliphoridae. Bases 137 to 469 code for a protein of 110 amino acids. The transcript has 2 exons. Gene Ontology annotation, biological process: regulation of heme biosynthetic process.
UUCAUGUGCCGGGUUUUACUUGUUUAAUAAUUGUUUUUGUUGAGUUUUGAUAUCUUAACAUCAAGUGAUUGCACGCACGUCUUUUGUAAAGUUUCUUUUUUUUUGUUAACAAAUAAUAAAUAAAAUUAUUUAAAAAAUGCCUGCCGAUCUUAUUGGUUAUCUGUAUGCCGCCACUGUGGCAGCCGGUGGUAUUAUGGGAUAUGUUAAAGCUGGUUCAUUACCCUCUUUGGGUGCCGGUUUAGCAUUUGGUGCCAUACUUGGUUUUGGUGCUCACUUAAACUCCCAAGAACCACCACGUCCUUUAUUACAAUUGAGUACUUCGUUGGCUUUGGCCGGUAUGAUGGGUGCUAGAUGGAAUCGUUCUGGAAAAUUGAUGCCUGCCGGCAUGAUUUGUAUUAUAUCGGUGGCAGCUUUGAUAAGAAAUGUUAUCACCUAUAAUAGGUAUUUACCAUUGCCGGGCCGAAAUUAAGGGGAUUAUCACAAAGAUUGAUGACAUAUUCGUUUUUCCCAAUUUGAUUUAAGUUUGAAAUGUAUUUGUGGUUGAGGGUCAAAGAUCUAAUUUUUUUUACAAUACUUAAGUUGCUAUUUAGCAAGUAAAAAUAAAGAAAUUAAAUUAAUUAUUAAUGAAAA